AUGUUGUCACAAUACCCAGCAUACAGCACUUACAGCAACUACCUUACACAAACACAACUUGCAACAGAAAUUAACGCGAAGCCAACAAUAACAGUUCUUGUAGUCGAUAACAGUGGAAUGGCCCCAAUCUCAGGUAAACCAAUGGACGUAAUAAAAAAGGUGUUAAGCGUACACGUGAUACUGGAUUACUUCGACGUUCAAAAAUUCCAGCACUUGGGAAACAAAACAAUAACAGUGAGCACAAUGUUUGAAUCUAAAGGGAUGGAGAGAUUCAUAAAGAUCACCGAUCUAAACACAGGAGCAGUAACCUUUACCUCUGCUGCUGAUCCUAAUCCAACAGGUGCCAAUUUGAUUAAAGCUAUUGUUGCACAACCAUACAAUAUUUCACUCGUGCAGAUCAGCACCGUCAUAAUCCCACCUUCUCUCCUUGCUUCCUCCAAUGCUACUACAUCAACCUCACCUGUUCCUGUUCCUGUAGUAUCACCUGUUCCUGUUGUAUCACCUGUUCCUGUUGUAUCCCCUGUUCCUGUAGUAUCACCUGUUCCUGUAGUAUCACCUGUUCCUGUUCCUGUUGUAUCACCUGUUCCUGUUGUAUCACCUGUUCCUGUUAUCACACCAGUUGUAGUUCCAGUGCCUGUACUUUCACCAGUUCCUGUAAAGUCCCCUGUGCCGGUUGUAUCGCCGGUUCCUGUAGCAGUACCAAUUGCAGUUCCGGUGCCGGUAAUAUCACCUGUCGGAGUUCCCGUGCCGGUAUUAUCUCCAACAAAUCCAGAUGAUGCUGCUGCUGAUAACAAUAAUAAUGACAAUAAUAAUAAUGGAGAUGGAAACCAGUCAGGGGUGAUGAAAUCUGAUGUGAACAAGGCUUUAGCUAUUUCUCUUAUUUUCUCUUCAAUCUAUGUGUUGCUGUCUAGCUCCAUCAUGUAUAAUACAUUUUCAUGA
This is a messenger RNA of Cicer arietinum (chickpea), 939 nucleotides long. RefSeq lists its product as uncharacterized. Gene Ontology annotation, cellular component: plasma membrane. The record is from RefSeq and is a predicted model, not a curated record. NCBI's taxonomy places the organism in Eukaryota, Viridiplantae, Streptophyta, Magnoliopsida, Fabales, Fabaceae.